This is a messenger RNA of Paramormyrops kingsleyae, 2154 nucleotides long. RefSeq names its product family with sequence similarity 49 member Bb (gene cyribb). The record is from RefSeq and is a predicted model, not a curated record. Gene Ontology annotation, biological process: regulation of actin filament polymerization. Gene Ontology annotation, molecular function: small GTPase binding. NCBI's taxonomy places the organism in Eukaryota, Metazoa, Chordata, Actinopteri, Osteoglossiformes, Mormyridae.
GUCUGUUGAAGGUAGAUCUUUAACUGCAUGAUCGUGGGUUGUGUUGAAGUUAGGUUGAGCCUUACCACAUCCCUUUAACAGCGCGUUGAGAUUAAGUAGAUCCUUAACUGCUCCCUUUUCAUAGUCUCCAAGUUGGGUAGGCUCUAUUUUUAACCGAUCUCUUUUAACGGUGUAUUGAAGAUAAGAAUAUCCUUAACGGAACCGCUUUAAAGGUGUAUUGAAGUUUACAAGAUAUCCUUAUCUGAUUCGUUUUCACACUGUUGCAGAGCACCAUGCCUGAACCUGUGUGACCGACACAGUGACGUUCAGGGCGGCCAACCCGGAAACUGGCUGCCGAUCGAGGGCUUAUACUUGCGAGCCGCGAUCUGCUAUGCGAGCCGGCCGCCGGAGCGUCUUCGCCGGGACUCACGGUACCUCUUGGCUCCGUUCGCUCCGCAUGUUAAGGUGUCUUGGUUUCCUUUUGUGACAAAUCCCAGACAGACCUCGGACAUCUCCUGGUGCCCGCAUCCCCCAGCCCGGAGAUCUCACCUGCUGGCUUGCCAGCCAGGGGGUGAAGAUGUGCGUGCCGGUGGGGACCCGAAAGAGCUGCCCUGCUUUCCGCCUGUCUGAUCGGGCUUCCGUCAGCCAGCGCUGGCAGACAGGGUGUCUCAACAUGGGGAACCUCCUUAAAGUUCUGACUUGCACUGACUUUGAGCAGGGACCUAACUUUUUCCUCGAUUUUGAAAAUGCACAGCCAACCGAGUCAGAAAGACGAGUGUGGGAGCAGGUGAACGUGGUCCUGAAAGAUGCCAGGGGCGUUUCGGAUGACCUGCAGGCCUACAAGGGAGCGGGUGCCGAGAUCCGAGAGGCCAUCCAGAACCCCAUGGACGAGAGCUUGCAAGAAAGGGCUUGGGGCGCUGUCGUCCCCUUGGUAGGGAAGCUGAAGAAGUUCUAUGAGUUCUCCCAGAGGUUAGAGGCAGCUCUGCACAGCCUUCUGGGAGCCCUUACCUGCAUGCCUGACAGCCCCACGCAGCACCUGGAGCGCGAGCAGGCUCUGGCCAAGCAGUUCGCUGAGAUCCUGCACUUCACGCUGCGUUUCGACGAGCUCAAGAUGACCAACCCCGCCAUCCAGAAUGACUUCAGCUACUACAGGAGAACUUUGAACCGCAUGCGUAUCAACAACAUCCCGGCGGAAGGGGAGAAUGAUGUAAAUAAUGAACUGGCCAAUCGGAUGUCCCUCUUCUACGCUGAGGCCACGCCUAUGUUGAAAACAUUAAGUGAUGCAACAACAAAGUUUGUGUCUGAUAACAAGAACCUGCCUAUUGAGAACACGACAGACUGCCUUAGCACGAUGGCGAGCGUCUGCAAAGUCAUGCUGGAGACCCCGGAGUAUCGCAGCCGGUUCGCCAGUGAAGAGACCGCCUCCUUCUGUCUCAGGGUCAUGGUGGGAGUCAUCAUCCUCUACGACUAUGUGCAUCCCGUUGGGGCCUUUGCCAAGUCCUCUAAGAUCGAUAUGAAAGGAUGCAUAAAAGUCCUCAAAGAGCAGCCUGCGAACAGUGUAGAAGGUCUUCUGAAUGCUCUCAGGUACACGACAAAGCAUCUGAACGACGACACCGCCUCCAAGCAAAUCAAAACUCUGCUGCAAUAGCACCAACCUCGUCCGGCGCUUUCCUGGGAGGCCUGGCCGUCGAGCUGCCUGUCCACAGCGAUGUACAGAAUUUUAUUUUUGUUUAACGAGGCAAGAAAAUGGAAACAUUACUGCUUUAAUUCUCCUUUUAAUAAAGAAAGUGUCUCUAGUUUGUUUUCACAAAGAGGAUUAUUUUUUUAAAGCCAUAUAACAGCUGGCAGCUAAUGAUGUGCCCAGUGCUCUUGCCUGUUGCGGAGAGGGAAUCAUUUCAAUGUUUAAAUCGCCUCUUCUACAGUACAGAACCAUGUCUUUCUUGCAUUUAUGUACUAAUAUAUUCCUUGUGUUUGCUUGUUUUUUUUUUUUUUUUUAAGGUUAAAAUUAAAGAAUGUUAAAUUAGUUUUGCUAUUGAAAUGGUACCUGGUGAAGAUAAUUGGAAAUAGCUGUAUUGUUAUUGUUUUUUUUUUUUUUAUAAGAGUUCUGGAAGAUUCUGUUUGAUACUGUGGAAUGUGUUGAUAAUGAAUAAAAGUGAGCUGGAUACGUCGAUAAGA